Messenger RNA from Brachypodium distachyon (stiff brome), 1226 nucleotides. RefSeq lists its product as uncharacterized. Lineage: Eukaryota; Viridiplantae; Streptophyta; Magnoliopsida; Poales; Poaceae. The transcript has a single exon. Bases 166 to 951 code for a protein of 261 amino acids. The record is from RefSeq and is a predicted model, not a curated record.
CAACUCCACCCUCCUCUGUUCGUGCCAAAACCCCGAAGCAGCAGCAGCAGCAGCAGCAGCAGAGCAUCCUCCUGCUUGCCCCCCAGAAAGUAAAGGAAAAGAAAAAAACUUCGGCCUCCAGCGUGCCGCCGAGAAGUCGCAAACAAAUCGAAGAAGACACAAGCGAUGGAGCCGAGCAUGGCGCCGCGGCGGCUGUGGCACGUGGUCCGCGCCGUGCUGUUCAUGCUCCGCAAGGGCAUGUCCAAGCGGAAGCUGGCCAUGGACCUCCAGCUCCUCCUCCAGCGAGGCAAGAUCGCCGGCGGCAAGGCCCUCGGCAAGCUCAUGAGCACCACCCACCACGACAAACCACCUGCCGCCUCCAAUCAUUCCACGUCAGCCAAGGCCAAGCAGCACGCGCCGCCGAAUUUCUCGUGCCCCGCGCGCUCCGUCUACGACCCGCGGGAGACGGAGUUCAGCUGCAGCAACACCCCGUCCUCCUACUACCCCUCCAUCCUUCAUCAGCUCGUCCCCACCAAGCAGCGCCAGCCGCGCCGCUGGAACGGCAGCCGGCGCCGUACUGGCAGCCACCGCGGCGCCAACGGGGGCGAGCCCGGGUGGUACAACUACGACGCGGCCGACAUCGCCAAGGUCUUCGAGGUCCUCAACAAGGACGAGCAGCUGCUGAACGACGUCGUGGCCGUGGUCGCAAAUACGCCGUCCCCCGCGCUGUGGUCGUCCAGCUUCGGCCGCAGCCCGGCGCCGGCAGCGGCACCCGUGAGGCAGCUGCGGAUCACCGACUCGCCGUUCCCGCUGUCGGCGGACGAUGCGCAGGACGGCGGGAUGGUGGACCAGGAGGCGGACGAGUUCAUCAAGAAGUUCUACGACCAGCUGCGCAAGCAGCAGCAGAGCCUCACCGCCGCCACGCCCGAGUACGGAUAUGCCAGUCCGGCGGCCACCGGCGUCGCCUACUAGGUGUUACUCCGUCUGAUUUUAAAUUCCUGUGGUUGUUUUGGUUCGAAAGACAACGAACAAGAAUUUAGGACGACGAGCAGUACUGCCCGCAUGCAUAUAUGCAUGCUGAAGUUGACACCCUUCUUGUUCCAAGUUUGAAGUGUGUGUACGUACGUGGCCCAGUACAUAGUUGUCUGUCUUGUCAUAAUCAAGCACGCAUGACUGUACAGAGAGCUUGCACGCAUGACUGUACAGAGCUUGUCAUAAUGAAGAUUUGGUUGGGAUGUCUGUACUGA